Phaedon cochleariae (mustard beetle) is the source of this 1446-nucleotide messenger RNA. The record is from the annotation of a GenBank genome assembly. NCBI's taxonomy places the organism in Eukaryota, Metazoa, Arthropoda, Insecta, Coleoptera, Chrysomelidae.
AUGAGUAGAUGGAAAGUAUUAUUUUUGUUCGUUUUAGAAAUUGCGACGGAAAUGUUUUCAGAAGAUAUCUAUCGUUAUACAGUACUAUCUCAUUUUCCCUCUCCAAAUAAUAGUUUCAGGACAAGAUGGCAAAUAGACAGAAAAAUGUCCAUUAUUCUACUGUUUCUGAUUUCUCCUUUGAUAUUCUGUUUCACCUACCUAUCAAUGUUUGGAAUGCCACAUUUCAAAUAUGGAAUGACUGUGCCUGAACAAAGUGUUCACCGUGCCAUACUAUACAGUUCUUCUCAAAAUAUGAGUCAUCAUCCAUGGGACUUUCAUUUAAAAACUCACAAACAUUAUGCUGUGAAAGGCUAUAAACUUGUUUGCUACUACAGUUUACCUAGUAGUUCUGAUUCUCUACAAGUGGAAGAUAUUGAUCCAUUUUUAUGUACCCACCUCAAUGUUGCAUUUGCUACUGUUGUGAACAAUACAGCAUAUCUAGAUGAAAAACAGAAAGAUUAUUUGAAGAAACUACUGGAACUAAAACAGUCUAAUGAAAACCUCAAGGUCUUGGUUUCUGUUGGUGGUGCUGGAAAUAUUGGUGGUUUUCCAGAAAUGGUAGCCAAUCAUACCAAUAGAAAAACUUUCAUACAAUCUGUGAUACAUUAUGUGAAAAACUAUGGUAUUGAUGGAGUUGAUCUUGACUGGGAGUUUCCAAAUGAGGAACCAGGAAAAGAUAAGAUUCAAAGAGUUCAUUUCACACAAUUACUAGAAGAAUUCAGGAAGAGCAUAAAUAGGGAGCCUCAUUUUCCAUACAUUUUGUCUGUCUCUGUGGCAGCUCCAGCAGCUAUCAUAGAUAACUCCUAUGAUGUUGCAUAUAUAAAUGAAUAUGUGGAUUUUAUUAAUGUGAUGUCAUAUGACUACCAUUUUUAUACAAAAGUAACCCCUUUUACUGGUAUCAACAGUCCAUUAUACACAGCUGAUAAUGAAAAGUACUACCUAAGUACACUAAAUAUCAAUUAUUCUGUGAAUUAUUGGAAUUAUUUGGGUGUGGAGCGUCAUAAAAUAAAUGUAGGGCUACCUACAUAUGGACAUACAUUCAGGUUGAUAAAUCCCAGUAACAAUGGAACAUACGCACCUUCGCUAGGUUAUGGAAAACUUGGCAAACAGGGUUUUGUGUCCUAUCCUCAGAUAUGCCAGUUCCUCUCCUCCAACCAGAUAACUCCAGUUUUUGACAUGGAGACAAAAAGCCCCUACGCCUCCAAGUACUACGAAUGGAUAUCUUUCGACAACAGUCAAAGCCUCAUUUACAAAGCAGAGUAUAUUCGUGACAAUAAUUUUGGGGGUGCAAUGGUAUGGAGCUUGAAUUCUGACGACUAUAAAGGCAUUUGCAAGGACGAGCAAGGGGGUGUAUCCAAAUUUACAUUGAUUCGAAAUAUCAAGAAAGUGCUUCAAGGGGAAAGCUGA